Messenger RNA from Arachis stenosperma, 4091 nucleotides. RefSeq names its product pentatricopeptide repeat-containing protein At1g20300, mitochondrial-like. Gene Ontology annotation, molecular function: protein binding. NCBI's taxonomy places the organism in Eukaryota, Viridiplantae, Streptophyta, Magnoliopsida, Fabales, Fabaceae. The record is from RefSeq and is a predicted model, not a curated record. The coding region runs from base 2074 to 3666 and encodes 530 amino acids. The transcript has 5 exons.
GUUGAUGCACAUAAUCCGUUGUGCCGGUGUGCCUCAUAGUUCAAGUAAUGUUUAGUUGGAUUGGCGUUGUCGUUGUGGUGAUCCAAAAAUCCUUAGUGAAUUCAUCUCCUUCGUCCGAUAUACUGUGAUUUGCUCUGACAUUUCCGUUGUGUUGGUUUGCGCAUCAUUUUUGCUUGUGCUGCUAUACGAGUGCUAAUUUAGCGACAUUCUUGACCGAGCUGCUGUUUUGCAUUGCAAUAGAAAGACAGCUCACCUUCUUGGACAAAAUCGACAUUUUAUUGUUUAAACACUCCAAAACAAAAGAAUCAGUUACAUUUUUUCUGUACACUUUUUUGAGUUCAUGUCCACAACAAAUAUGUUUCUCUUAAUCUGAACCUUCAUAUAUUUUACAUUAAAUUUCCCACACCUAAAAUCCAAACCAUUUAACCAAUUUAAUUUCAGAACCGGAUUCAAAUCCGAAUUAGGAUCCAAAAUUGGAAAACCCUAACUUGAACCAGUUUACAGUUUCACACUACACACGCGCAAAUCCAGUCGUCUUCUCCUUCAACCGUGUAGUCUCCGCCGCAGGCAGCACCGGAGCAGGCAAGUGGCACCGGCACGGCGGCACCGUGUUGUCUCCUUCAACCGGCCUCACCUCUGUUUCAGUGUUUCUCUUCUUCUGCCUUUGGUCUUCUCCUUCUCGUUCGCCGUCGUCGACUCGCCGUCACAGGUGUGGGCUUCCGGUUCUUUUUCUUUCCAUUCGCCUUUGCUCGUGCUUCUUGCCUCUGGGUCACAAGAUUUUGUUUUUCCACCCAGGAGCACAACAAAGUUCGUGAAACUGGAAGUAACCAUGAAUUUUCACUGAACCAGAACAAGCAGUUGCAGCACAAGCAGAACAAACAGUAGCCCUUGUUUCUCUUCUUUCCACAGAGUUCCGACGCAGUUCCAGCACGCCGGCGCUGCCUGUAGCAGCGUCCUCCAUCCACCGCCGCUGCAACACCCCUGUCUCCUUUCUUUUUGUCCUGUUCUAAUUCUCUGCUCCCAGAGAUAUUGUUGAGAUAUUGCUGCUGGGAUUCUUGUGUUUGAAUUGCAUUUUGAUUAAUUGAACUCCUCCACUUUGUUGUUGUUGACUUGUUGUUGUUGCUGCCAAGUUCGCCUCCAUCUAAGAAUCUCACCAAUAAUUGAACUUCCACUCAUCACCACACUAAACCCAGCAAAUGUUGCAAGAAUUAUUGACAGAAUUGCUCUCUUGGUAACCUGAAAUUGACCAUUCUAAUCUACUCAAGCCAGUUUUCUACUGCUACAAACUCUCAGAUUUUUUUCAUCUGAUUUUUUAUCAGAUUCUAUUCCCAUUCUCUUUUAUAUCUUUUUAUACCUUAUAAAAAAAUGGGAAGCAUUAAGGGGUGUUUCAAUUUCUAAUUUUCUGUGUAACCUUUAUCAUGUUCUCUUAGCAUAUUGAAUGGGGUUUAGCUGAGUUUCAAUCCAUUUUAGUUUCUGGGUACUCAAUAUGCUAUUGUAAAGAUUGUAGUAUGUUUCUUUGGCUGUUGUUAAGCGGGUGCAAGAGGCUGCUUGUUCAGCUUUUGCAACACUUGAAGAGGUUCUGACUACAAUAUCUGUUUGUUUUCGCUUAAUGAAUCAUAUUCAGUUAUCCAAUUUACUUAAUUUUAUGUAUGGCCCACAUUUGGUUUACUUCAAACAGGAGGCUGCAGAAGAGUUGGCACCACGAUUAGAAAUUAUAUUGAAACACCUGAUGCUAGCGUUUGAGAAAUAUUAGGCUCUGCUCUGCGUCCGCCGAAGCUCUGCUCUCUCGCUGGCAGCUUGCUUUGCAACGGUGCAAUGCGGCAACGACCCCAAGUUGGAAACGUCCCUGACUGUUUUUGGGUUUCUGCUUCUGCUGUAGAAGGAGGAGGUUUGCGAGAACUAUUGAUGCCGAGGGCGUUGCCAUUCUAAAGCGCCGCCAAUAACUCAACCAGGGAGCCGCUCUCAGUUAUCAUCAUCACUUCCCAAUUUCAAAAGUCAUCGGAGAAGUUUCUGUCACCUUGAAGUGCAAUAUUCAGUUAAAUUGCUCAGUGGCAGUGCGUGCCAUCCCUCUUCAUGGCCUUCAUCAAACAAAGGGUUAGCUUAUACAGCUCUCUUUCCCCACUAUCACUCUGCACUUCCAAACUCUAUUCUUCUUCUUCCGAAGCUUUGAUUUCAAAAGCUCAUGACACAGACGAAACCACAGAAACUGCCCAAACCACUAACCUGUCACCCCAAGAGACCCUUAUAGCAGAAAAAUUUCACUCUCUCAUUAAAGACCACUACCGCAAAAACCCUAAUCCCAACGCCACCCCACCCACCCCCAAUCUCACCAUACCCGAUCUCAACAUCAGUUUUUCCAAAAUCUCCGCCACAGAAACUUUUUCCCCCGCCGUCGCCCGCAAGGUUAUCGAGAAAUGCGGGGGUGUCCGCCAUGGCAUCCCCUUGCUCCAGUCUCUCGCAUUCUUCAACUGGGCCACCUCCCGCGAGGGCUUCCCUUCGUCCCCUGAGCCCUACAACGAAAUGAUCGACCUUGCCGGAAAGCUGAGGCAUUUCGAUUUGGCAUGGCAUUUGAUCAAUUUGAUGAAAGUUCGCAGAGUCAAAAUAACCAUCGACACGUUUUCUGUCCUUGUCCGACGAUACGUGAGGGCCGGAUUGGCUGCGGAGGCGGUUCACGCCUUUAACCGCAUGGAAGACUUUGGUUGCUUCCCUGAUAUUGUUGCAUUUUCAAUUGUGAUUAGUAGCUUAUGCAGGAAGAGAAGAGCAAUUGAAGCUCAAUCAUUUUUUGAUAGUCUUAAGGAUAGGUUUGAGCCUGAUGUUAUAGUGUACACUAGUUUAGUUCAUGGUUGGUGCAGGGCUGGGAAUAUAGCGAAAGCCGAGGAGGUUUUCAGGGAUAUGAAACUGGCUGGAAUCAAGCCUAACACAUACACUUACAGCAUUGUGAUUGACUCACUGUGCCGGUGUGGUCAGAUUUCUCGUGCUCAUGAUGUUUUCUCAGAGAUGAUUGAUGCCGGCUGCGAUCCUAAUGCAGUUACUUUCAAUAGUCUCAUGCGAGUUCAUGUGAAGGCUGGAAGGACUGAAAAGGUCUUGCAAGUUUACAAUCAGAUGAAGAGGCUGGAUUGUCCUGCUGAUACGAUUACUUAUAAUUUCCUAAUUGAGAGUCAUUGCAGGGAUGAGAAUCUUGAAGAAGCUGUGAAGGUUCUCAACUCAAUGGUUAAGAAAGGGGUUUCUCCUAACGCGUCAAGUUUCAAUUCAAUUUUUGGAUGCAUAGCUCAGUUACAUGAUGUUAAUGCUGCUCAUAGGAUGUAUGCUAGAAUGAAGGAGCUGAAGUGCCAGGCUAAUACAUUAACUUACAAUAUAUUGAUGAGAAUGUUCGCGGACUCAAAAUCAAUUGAUAUGGUUUUGAAAUUGAAGAAGGAGAUGGAUGAGAAUCAAGUUGAGCCCAAUGUGAAUACUUAUCGAAUUUUGAUUUCAAUGUAUUGUGAAAAGGGGCACUGGAACAAUUGCUACAAGUUUAUGAAGGAGAUGGUUGAAGAAAAAGGACUAAAACCUAAUCAAUCUGUUUAUGAAAUGGUUCUAGAGCUGUUGAGGAAAGCAGGGCAGCUUAAACUGCAUGAGGAUUUGGUGGAAAAGAUGGUUGCCAUGGGAUUUGUCUCUCGCCCUUUGUAGAAGUAGCUUCACUUGUCACAUCUUAGUUUAUAUUAAACUAUAAACUACUUGUAUUACCUGCUUAACUCAUAGUUUAGUUGGUUAAGAAAUAGUUGGAGAGUUCUUUAUUUUAUUUUAUUUUAUUUUAUUUUAUUUUAAAUUCAUAGGCAUCAUCUAUAAUUUCUUUGAUUUAUGGCCGAAGUUUUGUAGUACUUGAAUAACUAGGUGGAAACGUUGUUUGAAGCUAGGCAUUUAGCAUGUAAGGCUGUGUUUGUUUAUAGGGAUGGAACACUGAGACAUGAAUAUAAAGACACAAAAUCGUAUUUGAUUGAUAAGAUAUGGAUCAACAUUGUGUCUAGAGAUACUAAAUUAAUGUAUUUUGUAUUCAUUCUAACAAAAAAGACACAGAGAUACUAAUAAAUAAUAUAAUUUAUUUUUUAUUUUUU